UUUAAUGUCUAAUAACUCGUAUAGGUUAGUAACUCCGAGGUUAUUGAGCAUGUGAAUUAAUGUUGUUAUAAUGUUUAAACAACUUACAAGCUAAUCUGAUCAUGCUGUUGAAUUGAUGUAUGUAAAUAUUCCAAGCGAUUUAUUAUUUAUAUUCGUAAAUAUAUGUAUAUAGCAUCUCGGUUGAGGUUUGAAUAGUAGAAAGAUGGCAGAAGAGGGUAAGAAAAUUUCUUUUGGUUUUGUAAAAUCUAUUAAGAAGCCUGUGUUAAGGAGUACUGUACCUCAAGAAGAAAAAAAAGUUGAUUACAUUGAAUGUCUUGACGAGAAGGGUAUUAAAGUAAUAGGAGAAGAGGAAAAGAAAGAUGAACCCCUUGUUAUUCCAUUGCUAGGUUCAAAAACAUGGCAUGAUAGAAUUAUUAAUAAAAUUGAUGCUGAUAUUUUUGAACCUAAGACAAAGGAGGAACCAACAGAUGAUAACGCCAAGCAGGAGGGAAAGGUUGAUGUACCUAAUGGCAGUGUAUUGCCACAGAUUUCAGUAAAAGAAGAAGUAAUAGAGAAUGAUGAAAAUAAAGCUGUUACUUUAGAAGAACAAGCAGCUAAAGAAAUCAUUGAAGAUCUCAACUCUAAGGAAAAGGAAGAACAAAGCGAAACAAAAACAUUGACUUUAUCUUUAACAGACGAUCCAUCAUUAAGAGGCACAGAGCAGUCUACAUUAGAAGACUAUGAUAAAAUUCCUGUUGAUGCUUUUGGAUUAGCAAUGUUAAGAGGAAUGGGAUGGCAACCUGGCAAGGGAAUUGGUAAAAAUGAGAAAGUAGUAUCAGCUGUUAUACCUGAAUUACGUCCGAAAGGUAUGGGCCUAGGAGCAGACAAAGUGGCAUUACAAAAGAACAAUACAGAUUCUAAGAAGCAGGAGGAAGAACUUAAAAUUGAGAAAGGGACUUUCGUGAAAAUCAUAGCUGGGAAACAAAGCAAUAACUAUGGACAAAUAGAGGGAUUUGACGAGGACGCUGGAAGGCUGAUAAUAAAACUAGCUCUUGGAGGGAAUAUUAUUUCUGUCAAUGAAUUCAUGGUGCAACCUGUAACUAAAUCCGAAUAUUCAAAGAACUCGAAAGUUCUAAAUGUAAAGAAAUACGAAGAAUAUAAGGAUAAGGCAUCCACGGAACUAAAGCAUAAAGCUGUUGAAAAGAAAAAAUCAGCUUCUUCUGUAUCCUCGGGAGGUUCCGAAGAUGAUGAUAAAAAUAACGUGGGCGAUAAGAAGAAGGAAGAUAUUUCGUGUAAUAGAAAUAAAUAUGACAAAAAAUCAAAAAGGCGGAAAAGGAUAUCAGAAUCUGAUAGCGGUGACGACGACAGUGAUUAUGGAAAACGGAGAAGAAGAGGAAGGAGUGCAUCUAGUAAUAGUGAUUCUUACGAAUCAAAAAAAUCGAGGAAAUCAAAGAAGCACAAAAGAAAUUCGCCAGAAAGGUCAAGUAAAAAACAUAAGAAAAAAGAUAGAGAAAGAGAAAAGACGAAGGAUAGAAAAUCCAGAGAUUUUACAGACAAACGGAAACACAAAAAACGAGGAAGAUCAAGAUCUCGAUCAUUUAGUAAGCGGUAACAUUUCUUGGAAAUGGAUUCUGCUGUUUUACUUUCGCGACCGACUGUAUAAUUUUGUUUAUAUACAUUUUGUAAUAAAACAUAUUUUUGCAAAAUCA
Osmia bicornis bicornis is the source of this 1688-nucleotide messenger RNA. Its product is annotated as G-patch domain and KOW motifs-containing protein. Gene Ontology annotation, cellular component: spliceosomal complex. Gene Ontology annotation, molecular function: nucleic acid binding. Lineage: Eukaryota; Metazoa; Arthropoda; Insecta; Hymenoptera; Megachilidae. Gene Ontology annotation, biological process: mRNA splicing, via spliceosome. Bases 203 to 1591 code for a protein of 462 amino acids. The record is from RefSeq and is a predicted model, not a curated record. The transcript is spliced from 5 exons.